This is a messenger RNA of Strongylus vulgaris, 246 nucleotides long. The record is from the annotation of a GenBank genome assembly. Lineage: Eukaryota; Metazoa; Nematoda; Chromadorea; Rhabditida; Strongylidae.
AUGCUCCUAUACGAUACUGAACCCACGGACUAUUGGUUUGGCGUCGGAACCCACCGAUCUGCCCCCGAGUUUACGUCUCCAAAGCUGACUACUGCUGAUUUCGGUACGCAUUCAAUGAAAAAAGGCCGUCAUGUGACUGAAAAAGUUACGAAUGGUGUUGGCGCUACGGCUGCGGCCGAUGGCGCCUGCGCCCCUGAUACGAUCGGUGGACGACAGGCAUGUGAUUUAAUCGUCUUUGACCAUUAA